Messenger RNA from Temnothorax curvispinosus, 799 nucleotides. It is a transcript of the gene Pfdn5, whose product is annotated as prefoldin subunit 5. The transcript has 2 exons. Gene Ontology annotation, cellular component: prefoldin complex; cytoplasm. The record is from RefSeq and is a predicted model, not a curated record. Lineage: Eukaryota; Metazoa; Arthropoda; Insecta; Hymenoptera; Formicidae. Gene Ontology annotation, biological process: protein folding; regulation of DNA-templated transcription. Bases 121 to 615 code for a protein of 164 amino acids.
GAUAUCGGCGAGCACGGCACUCGCAGUCCGCACAAGCCGCAUAACUUGCACAAGUCGACCGGAGGAUCGGUGUAAAGUAUCUCUCAAGAACAAUUUUCGCCAGGAAUUCCGCGCUACAGGAUGUCGCAGGAGGCCUCCGUGAAGUCGUCGCCGCAGUCGCAGGUGAUCAGCCUGGCGACCCUGCCGAACCUGAACCUCCAGCAGCUGACGAUGUUCAAGCAGCAACUGGACCAGGAGCUCGGCGUCUUUCAGGACUCCUUGCACACGUUGAAGAUCGCGCAGAGCAGAUUCCAGGAAUCGGGCUCUUGCCUUGAAAAGAUCACGCCGAACACCGAGGGCAGUGAAAUAUUAGUGCCUCUUACGGGUUCUAUGUACGUGACUGGAAAACUAGCAGACGCGAAUAAUGUGAUUGUUGAUAUUGGUACUGGAUAUUAUGCGGAAAAGAGCGUUGUGGAUGCAAAGGACUACUUCAAGAGGAAAGUGGAAUAUGUUACCGAACAGAUGGAGAAAAUCCAGCAAGUUGGAAUUGAAAGGACCAAGUUGAGAGAAGCGACGAUGGAUAUAAUAGAAGCGAGAAUUCAACCUCCAGCCUGGGACGCACGUGGAAAGCGAUAAAUUUUUGAAUUAACAAAUUUAUCUCAUACUUCGUCAUAAGUAAUUCGUUAUCGUUUGCAUCUAUUUGGAAAUCUUGAUUAAAUCCCAUGGCUUUUUGAGAUUACUACAUACGAAUGCAACUGAUUCCAUGUAAUAGCAAUAAGAUGAUUUUAUUAAGUACAAUCAAGGCGUAUACGUUUUGUGA